UGUUCAUUAGGCUUUGCAAAAAGCUUGAGAUAAGCAAUGGUGUUUCAGUUCUUCAUAGCAUCGCGUGAAAUGCAGACCUUUUUAGUUUGUAGUUCUUUGUUCAUAUUUUUCCUCCCUUGCCUGCUGGGAGCUUCAUCGUUUUUGGAGGAACCAUGUGGAAGAGCGAUUAUACCUAAAGUUAUCCGAGGCUAUAAUGCUGGGCAAGAAUACGCUGCCUGGAUGGCAGCCAUUAGAAAUGACACAAAUUUUCUGUGUGGCGGUACGCUUAUACACAAACGCUUUAUUUUAACUGCUGCCCAUUGCAUAGAUGGUCAAAGCAGCCUAUUUGUGAGCUUGGGAGCAUACAACAAAAGUAAUCCCAUCGCUGAGUACGACGUCAGUGUUGCAGUAAUCCACCGUUCCUACAACAGAUUUACUCACCUCAAUGAUAUUGGCCUUCUAAAACUGUCUACCAGCGUCGUCUACAAUGUCUUCGUUCAUCCAAUCUGUAUUAUUUUGGACAUGAGAAUUAAGAGCCAAGUGGAGGCCACGCAAACGUUUAAAGCAUUUGGUUGGGGUGAAAAAAGUGACGGCCAGGAAAGCGAAAUACUUCAAACCAUCACCCUUAACCAUUUAGCUCGAGCUGUGUGCACCAGGCACUUAGGUGUGAGUCUUAUUUCGAAACAGAUAUGUGCCGGUGCCAAUGGCGGAGACACCUGCCGCGGCGAUUCCGGUGGCCCAUUGACCAGCACCAUUACCGUUGGUGAAAGACUCCGCGAAUCGCAGUUCGGUAUCGUUAGCUAUGGCAAAACAAGCUGCAAUGCACCCGGCGUGUAUACCGAUGUGACUAGCUAUGCGGAUUGGAUAGAGGCAACAAUAAAGACGCAUAACGUUGGGAAUGGGCUACAGAAAUCAGUUUCCCAUCGGUCCGAUUUGGUACAAGAUACAUGGGUGUAUGAAGACUGCGGUGGUGCUACCAUAGCAUCGAAUUUGGAGGCAAAUAUACUUGGGUUUAAUUUUCAAUCGAAAGGCGUGCUCAUCACAGACCGGUUUGUUAUCACAAAUGCCAGAAGAUUGCCUGAAAAUGCUCCGUUAGUUGUUGGUGUGAUGGGGAUGUGGAGGUCCUAUGGAGAAUACAGAGUUGACGCAGUCUUCAAGCAUCCGAAGUAUUCAGAAGGCAGAAAUGACAUAGCUUUGCUUAGACUAAAUCGGUCGGUGACCCACACAGACGGAAUGAAACCGAUCUGUAUGCUCGUGAACGCACAGCACCAGCAGCUGGUCGAAUCUAGCCCGUUCUUUACUGUUUUUGAUUAUGUGGAAACCGAAGUUCCCAAGCAAAUUUAUGCUGUUAGCGUUACACUCAUUCAACCCGUCGAUUGUUCAUAUCGAAUUCACAGAACAAUCUAUCGGGAUCAAUUAUGUUUGAAACAUCCACGCGGAAUGAGUCAGAAUUAUGGCAAACCUGGCGACUUAUUGGGAGGAAAUAUAAUGCUGGCGGGAAAGAAAAGGUUCGUUUUGCUUGGAAUUGUCAGUUAUUCAUCCAAUGGUGUGCAUGUUCUAACAAAUGUUAUGAGACAUUCGGAGUGGAUCAAAAAUAUGGUUAAAUCUAAUUAAUUUUAGAAAACAAAUGGAAAAUCACUUUUAUUAUGUCAAUAAAAACACUAAAUUUGUACCCAUUAAA
Molecule: messenger RNA, 1660 nt
Organism: Drosophila elegans
Lineage: Eukaryota; Metazoa; Arthropoda; Insecta; Diptera; Drosophilidae
Product: serine protease 30
Exons: 7
Coding region: 37-1593 (518 amino acids)
Biological process (GO): proteolysis
Molecular function (GO): serine-type endopeptidase activity
Source: RefSeq, a predicted model, not a curated record